Crotalus tigris (Tiger rattlesnake) is the source of this 5613-nucleotide messenger RNA. It is a transcript of the gene PDP2, whose product is annotated as pyruvate dehyrogenase phosphatase catalytic subunit 2. The transcript is spliced from 3 exons. Gene Ontology annotation, molecular function: protein serine/threonine phosphatase activity; cation binding. The coding region runs from base 1109 to 2722 and encodes 537 amino acids. Lineage: Eukaryota; Metazoa; Chordata; Lepidosauria; Squamata; Viperidae. Gene Ontology annotation, biological process: protein dephosphorylation. The record is from RefSeq and is a predicted model, not a curated record.
AGGAAAAAGAUUCUAAAGAAUAUCCCAACUUUUUCAAAGUGAAAUUUGAAGAUAGCGGGGGCAUUUGCUAACGUUUUAUUACUCUCAUAUGUUGGGAACGGAUUUUACAAAAUGAGCUUUCUUAUAGGGUGUAAGCUUAAUAGAGCAACAGUUUCUCUAUUUACUGUGUUGAUUAACCUGUCACGGAGGAAGGAGCAAGGAGCAAGGAGCGUAUCGUGUUCCACAACUGUGCAUUCAUCAUAUGAAAUCUGAAAUGUUUUGGAACCUGUUUGAAUGCAGCCACUUUCUGUGGUUCAUUAAAAGAGGAAGAUCUGUGGGAGCCUCCAGCAGACCCUAAAAUAAGAAGCCACUGCUUUAAUAACCUGGAUCAUUGAAGUAGCAUGUCUUUAAUGUGAUUCUCAUUGCAGCUUGCAAUAUAUUUUUUGAAAUCUUGUGUAAAAAGGCUACCCCUGAGACAUUCCCAAUUAUCUUGUUCUGUUUUUGCUGUCUGGCCUAUUUGCUCCUGCAAAUAUGGAUCCGUGCACUAUAACAACAUCACAAAAGCAAAGUCAACACUGUUAUCAGGACCUAAAAUAACAUUCCUAUUGCUGACCUGUUAUUCAAACAGCCCAAAGUUUAGUUUGAUGUGUAACAAAAUGUGACUAUUAAAAACCUGGGUACAUUUUAGGUUCUGUUUUGCUCAGGUGGCCUGACCCCCACAUUGUAUUUUUCACUGUGAAGCAAUUAUGUGAAGGGAAUACCAGGGGUGUAGUUAUAGAGUGGUAAAUUGCUGUUUUAAACCGAAGGUUUGUGACAUAAUAAAAGAGAAGACUUUAAUAUUCAGAUUUAAAACAAGUGUUUGUAUUUGUGUUUCUGCAGCUGAUCUGAGUACUUCAACAUCCUAAAAGGCUACUACUUUUGUCAUGGCAAUUUUUUAUUGCGUGGAAUCCUUUUUCUGUGCAAGGAAAAGAAAUCCUUGUCUAUGGAUAGCAAAUGUUAUCUAACAUUAUCAAUAUAUCAGGUCCUGGUGAAGGACAUCUGCCCUGCUAAUAUUUGGAGAAAGCAAAAACAUGAAUGAUUAACAAGACUUUCCAGAACACGCUGAUUGGAAGUCUAAGGGAAUCGUAGGAUGGGCAUUAUGCCUAGUUGGGUUAUUAUUUCAAGGUCUGCUGUUGCCACUUUGCCUGGAAGAAGACACCUCUAUUCCAGAUGUGUUCUCUCCCAAAAUCAAGCAUGGAAAUGUUUGCUUGCCAGAGGUCAUUCAAGUUGGUCUCCGGCAAGAUGCAGUUGCAAGGUCAAUCACGCUUUCCCUCUGGGAAAGGCGUUCCGACAUACCUCCACAGAGGAAGAAGACUUCUCUUUUCACUUGACACCAACACAGAUCAAUGAGGUCCUAAAGGCGAGCGAGUUGUCCUACACCGUCCCUGAAUUUGAUGGGAAAAAUCCCAGCUCAGUAUUGAAGUUCGAGUCCAACCAGCUGGGAGCCAACGUGCCGAUGGAAGACCGCCGAAGUGCGGCAACCUGUUUGCAGACGAGGGGAAUGAUGUUCGGGGUCUUUGAUGGCCAUGCUGGCUAUGCCUGUGCUCAGUCGGUUAGUGAGAGGCUGUUUUCUUACCUUGCUGUUUCUCUUCUGCCUCGGCAAACGCUGGAAGAGAUUGAGCUGGCCAUGGAGUCUAUGAAACCGAUUCUGCCGAUCCUUCAGUGGCACAAACACCCCAAUGACAGCUUCUUCCAUGAGGUUGCCUCCCUGUACCUGGAGCAGCUCAGAGUGUAUUGGCAAGACUUACUGAACUCGGACACCGACCUUGGACUGACGAUAGAAGAAGCUUUGGUUGGUGCUUUUCAAAGGCUGGAUUCAGACAUAUCGCUGGAAGUUCAGGCACCUUCCCAAAAUGAACUGCUGAAAAAUAUCGCUGUUCAGGUGGCUUUCUCGGGUGCGACGGCCUGCUUAGCUCAUGUGGAUCAGAUUCAUCUGCAUGUUGCAAAUGCUGGGGAUUGCAGGGUGAUCCUGGGAGCUCAGAACCCCAACGGCACGUGGUCUGCUUUACCGCUUACCCGGGAUCACAAUGCUUUCAAUGAGUCGGAAAUCUUGCGGUUAAAAAGUGAACACCCAGCUUCUGAAGGGAGCACUCUCUUCCUGAACGACAGGUUGCUGGGAGUCCUUAUGCCUUCUAGAGCUUUUGGAGAUGUCAUGUUCAAGUGGAGUCAGGAGCUGCAGCAGAGCGUCCUUAAAAACCACUGCAACCUGGAGGAUUUAAACAUCUAUGAAUUCGUCCCUCCAUGUUAUCACACACCCCCUUAUUUGACUGCUGAGCCAGAGGUCAUUUACCACAAAAUCAGACGGCAGGAUAAGUUUCUGGUUCUUGCUUCUGAUGGCCUGUGGGACAUGUUGAGUAAUGAAGAGGUGGUCCAGCUCAUUGCAAACCAUGCGGUUGAAGCUGAUGAUCAGAAAACUGAGCUCACUUUUAAGAAACCAACCAGCUUGGGGUAUAUGCAAGACCUGCUACUUCGGAGAAAGGCCCAGACUGACCAGCCCUGUGACCGGAAUGUGGCAACCCAUCUCAUCCGACACGCCAUUGGCACCAAUGAGUAUGGGAAGAUAGACCAGGAAAAGCUCAUUGCAAUGUUGACUCUUCCUGAUGACUUAGCACGCAUGUAUAGGGAUGAUAUCACCGUUACAGUAGUCUAUUUUAAUUCAGAUGUAAUUGAUAGAUACUAUCAAGACGAUGAAGAAAGAUCCUGAGUUCACUUCACUUCAAAUUCCCAGAAACAUUCUUGUAGGAGAGCCUCAGCCAUAGAAGUCUCUUUCCUGGCUUCAGGAGACCAAGUUUAGUUCCUGUAAGGCCUUGAAUUCCUAUAAAAAAUUAAUGAAUUUUUGGCUCAUAAAAUCAUUUGGGGGCAAUCAUUUGAUUUUAGUGGAAGACUUGGGUUUUGUAAUCAAUUGGGUACCUGGAAGAAGCUGGUAAUAGUUAAGUGGAACCUCAACUUCGUAGUUAGAAACGUGUGAAUAGCUUGCAACGCUCAAAAUUUCUAAAGUAGAUUGGAAUAGCAGACAGGCCUCUUCCUCUGUGAGCUCUCCAAAAUGGCCAUCAGUGAAAAGGUUGCAUGUAGGGGAGAGAUGAAUUGUCUUUCUGAGGACACUUUGGGAGGCAAUGGAGCUGGGGAUUCCAAUCCAUACGAAAUGACUGGUAUUGAAAAGCAGAGAUGCUGCUCCAAAGGGCGCUUACUCUAAGCCUGUCCAAGAAUUAUGAAUUAUAUCCAGCUAUGUCCCUUUGCCACUGCAUAUCCACUUGGGCCAGGUCAAAAUCCCUAGCCACCGGAGUUCCUUAAGAUACAGCUAUUUUCAAAGGUUUGUUUUCUUGCUUUCAGGAAAGGAAGACUCACUCUGAGCAAAGUGAGAGAUGGUGCAGAAUGUUAUAGCUCUUCCUGCAUCAAAGCUGCAAACUCUUUGGUCUCUCUUUUCCCACACUCCCUUGAAUUGCUAUUGACAAUGGUUGCAUGUUGACAUUCUCUGAAUUCCAGUUCUUAGCAUCUUUCUUAGAAACUCCAGCUUCUAAACAGGACCCUGGCAGAAUUAUCUGCUGGAAAGAUCAGGCUGGGCUGGGUUAUAAUUUUGGGCUUAAGAUACAGCUAUUUUCAAAGGCUUGUGGAGGGUCAUUGAAACACUUCCCUGAAUACAAAUUCAUUGCUGAAUUUUAUCUUCUGUUCCUAAGACAUUAGCAUGAGAUUCCAUCACGUUGCAUUAAUAGGGAAGGUUUCAGCUAUUUAAACAGUGUCCACUGUGAUCAGCUUUCCUCCUCGCCUUUCUGCUGAUGGCCUACAACUCCUUUUCUUUCCUCAUCUGAACUGGCUACUGUUCAUAUGCUGCACAAAUUGCUACUUGAAUACUCAUAGAUAGCACUUCAGGGAUUUCAAACUCCUGUUGAUUCUUCUGCUACCAUAGCAGUCUUACGUGAGUGUCUCUCAUUCACUUAAAAAAAAAAAGCCUCAGAAAGGAUUACGUACUAUUUGUAGCUGUGCUGCAUUCUUGAAAGGCAAUUGGAAGCUGUUUUAUCAUGCAAGGUUAUAUCUGCAUCUUUGGAUCAACACACAAUCUUGCAAAUGAAUGGCUUUAAUUUCUUAAGAAUGGACAAAUAUUGUGCUUUUUAUUUAUGUUCGAUCUUUUUUUAAAAAAAACAACAACUAUUGACUAAUACUUGUUUGAAAGCUGGGUGGAAAUGAAUAUGUAUUUGGUACCAGUCAUGGAUGAGUAAUACAUGUGUUGCUGACAGUUUUCUGAAAAAGAGCAGGGUUUAAUAAUAGUCCACACUACUCACUGACUGAAUCAUGAUUUUAAGGAAGUCUACUUCUCAAUUUUUCUUAAUCAACUUGUUGUCCUUUUCUGUAAGCCACAGGACACAUUCUUAGAACCGAGGAUAUGAACUGCUUCUCUUAGCUAUAUUCAAUUGCUUUACUGAAGCCACUUCUUUGUGUCUUUAAUUCUCCCUGGGCUUACUCUGAAAAAGUCUGCUAUCAGAUGUGUCCUUCAAAAAGCUGUGAAAUUCCCCUAAAAAAAAAAAUUCUGCUGUAUCUGAUCCCCCUUAUCCAGAGCAUUUUUGUUUAAUGCAUUUUUCACUUUGAUUAUUUCAAUCUUGCCCCAUUAGUUUGGCAGAUACCCUUUCUUGCUCCAUUCAUUUUGCAGAUAUAUAGCUGAAUUUUCUCCCAGGUUCUGUUAUUUUCACUUGACAAUCACCCACCAGAGAACUUUUCUCAAACCUGCCUUAGCAAAACAAUUCCAAAAAUGAGAGGAAUUCUCUUUGAUCUGCCCUGCUCGAGAUUACAACAACAACAAAAAAGAUACCCCCAUUGCAAAUACUUAUUUGAUAGAGUCUCCACUAGAGAAAUUCUAAGACUGAAUCUGAAAAUGUAUGCACACAUAGCCAUAUGAUCCACCACUAACCUCUCAAAUAUCAACUCAGUUUAGCUGCUCCGUCUGACCUUACCGUUUCCUAAUCCAUCUCCCUCUCUACCCUUACAGUUUCUACAUUCCUGUUCUGUGUAGAUUACAGUGCCUCCCAUUAUGUAGAGUAUGUUCUCUAGCUUAAGGGUAUCGUUUCUGGGCUAUAUUGUUUAAUGUUGCUGGAUAAAAUAUCCUAGAACAUUAAAAUUCAUUAAUGUAAGCAGGCCCUUAUGGUGUUUAGAACAGACCAACAUAUCCUUGAAUAUUGAAGUAUCAUUGAUAACAAAGGGGAUGGGGUGAUACCAAUCUCCAGAACAAUGCAGGUCUCACCAAGAUACAGUUAAGCUCAGAGGAAUUUGAAUUGGAGACAUUUUCCAGAAGCUGGCCUGUACUCAAGUUAGACACAGUUCAACAAGUUAUGUAAAAAAUAGAGUCAGUAAUAUUGAGAAAUUACUAAUCUUUAUAGAACGUGGUUACAAGAUAACAGAUGUAUCUGCUUCAAGAGAAAGCAUAUUUAUUUAUGUAUAAUAUUAAUUUAACAUAGUACAUCAAGCAGUUUUAAAUGUUAACAAGUUAAAAUGAGCUAGCAUUGAGAUGAAGAGAGCAUUUAUUACAUGUACAUACUUUAAAAAUAUGUUCAAACCUUUUAAAACUUAUUGUGCUCGGGAAUAAAGAUAUGAAGAUGAAUGAAAGGA